AUGAACCGAGAUAUUCCGGGUUUCUAUUACGAUGCCGAGAAGAAAAAGUAUUUCCAGAUCCAGGCCAAUCAUGUCGCUACACCAGGGGCACAAUACUCCAAGGACUCUGUCAAGAGGAAGCGCAAUGACCAAGUGAAACACCACAAACGCGUUCAGCUGAACCAGCGAAUAGCGAAGGAGAAAGUCCGCAAAUCUCGCUUUCUAAACCACCCACUAAUCAGUAAUGAGAGAGAAAUCGGCUCUCGUCUCCUUCCGCCUGUUCUUCAACAGGAGAGGCAAGCUCGCAUCUAUGUCAGUCAAUUUAACCGGAAAACGUUGCACCGAUUUGAGCCUUGGCCAGAUUAUUCAAUCAAACAAGUCCUGCGAAAUCCGCGAUCUGGGAUCUUGAUCGCAAGUGAUCCUCGGUAUCGUGAGUCUCAUUCUUCUCCUCAUAAUUCGAUGCCUUUUCUAACUACAAAAAGGGUUUGCUUUCCAGACUUUGAGGAAAGAAAAUGGACAUAUAAUCGCACGAUGGAGCGAGUCCUCUUAAAGGAGGCAUACCGGCUAUCCUCGAUCUCAUUAAGCCACACAGGCUAUCUCUUGGCCACGAUGGAUAGCGGCCCGGAAGGUGACUCCUUUCUGUCGCCGCGAAUGCUCCCUGGGCCAGAUGACCAAGGAGAUUAUCAAUGGCCCUCUUUCUUUUCUCAUCCCAUCCGCAUCAGAACAACUCCUUCACUCUGGUGCUCUGCCGCUUGCCCAAUCGGAGAUAAAGCCCUCUUCGCCGUCGGGACCUCAAACGGCCUACAUACACUCGAAGGCUUUGGCAGUCAUUGGACGGUGUCGCAAAAGCCGUUUCCAAGUGAUGGUCAUUCCCGAAAGCAUGGAAACCAACAAGGGUUCCGCGAGCACGGCAACUCAUCCCAUGCCAGCGUCAGCGCGGUAGAGUGGCUCAAUCCAGAUGUUAUCGCAUCUGGAAUGCGCAAUUCCAGCAUUUUUCUACAUGACCUCCGUAGUGGAGGCAGCGCAGCACGAUUGCAGUAUCCGCACUCGGUUACAAAAAUCCGCAAGGUCGAUCCAUAUCGAAUCUUGGCCUCAGGGUACAACUCUCUACAAAUGUUCGAUAUCCGAUUUGCACCGAAUGGUCUUCAACACAAGCCAAAACCGACUUCACGUUCGCACACCUCCACACGCCCCUACAUAACCUUCCCAGAAUAUUCCCCCGACAUCAUCUCAGAUUUCGAUGUGAGCCCGGAGUUAGGUCUUCUAGCUAGUGGUAUUUACCCCUCCCCCAGCCCGAUCUGGCCUUAUAGUAAGGUUCUAAUACGUGGAUUCAUCUCAGCCUCGGACGACCGAAAAAUCCAGCUUUUCUCGUUGCAAACCGGUGAGCUGGUUCCAUCGCCAUUAUCCCAAUACCAAUACUCUCAGCCCAUCAACUGCGUGUCGUUUGAGAGUGGCGAAGGGGAUGUUGGUAUGGGUGGGCCUCACACGCCGACUUUAUUGAUAUCUUCGAAAGCGACGGUCGAUCAGUGGGUCUGGUGA
Penicillium manginii is the source of this 1518-nucleotide messenger RNA. RefSeq lists its product as uncharacterized. NCBI's taxonomy places the organism in Eukaryota, Fungi, Ascomycota, Eurotiomycetes, Eurotiales, Aspergillaceae. Gene Ontology annotation, molecular function: protein binding. Gene Ontology annotation, cellular component: Cul4-RING E3 ubiquitin ligase complex. The coding region runs from base 1 to 1518 and encodes 505 amino acids. The transcript is spliced from 8 exons. The record is from RefSeq and is a predicted model, not a curated record.